AUGAGGCUGACGCGGAAGAUGGUGCUGUCCCGAGCCAAGGCCUCGGAGCUGGAGAGUGUGCGAAAGCUCAACUGCUGGGGCAGCCGCCUGACAGAUAUCUCUAUAUGCCGGGAGAUGCCCAGCCUGGAAGUGAUCACCCUCAGUGUCAAUGGUGUGUCGAGCCUGGAGCCUGUACGUCAGUGCCAGCGCCUUAGCGAGCUCUAUCUGCGCAAGAACUGCAUCUCCAGUCUGGCCGAGCUCUUCUACCUGAAGGGCCUGCCACGCCUGCGGGUGCUGUGGCUGGCUGAGAACCCCUGCUGUGGCCCUGAUCCCCACCUCUACCGCAUGACCGUCCUGCGCAACCUGCCCGGCCUCCAGAAGCUGGACAACCAAACUGUGACAGAAGAGGAACUAUCCCGAGCACUGAUGGAGGGGGACGAGAUCACCGCUGCCCCGGCUAGAGAGGACACGGAGAACGGUUCACCCAGAAUGUCCUUUACCCUGAGGUCCAUGGACCCUUCAACUGAGACAGAGCAGGACUCACUGGGCUUCAGCACUGCCGAGGCGAGCAGUGUCCAGGAGCACCUGGGUGUGAGGCCCACAUCCCAGGACCAGCCCUCCUCCUUCCCUCCACGAGAGCCGGAGUCCACCAGCAGCCUCAAGAGCAGAAACAAUGUACUCACUGCCGUCCUGCUGCUGCUGAGGGAGCUGGAUGCUGAGGGGCUGGAGGUCAUUCACCAGACUGUGGGCAGCCGCCUCCAGGCCCUGCACAGACGUGAGCUGCAGGAGGACAUGGAGUGA
Messenger RNA from Chrysochloris asiatica (Cape golden mole), 780 nucleotides. It is a transcript of the gene CFAP410, whose product is annotated as chromosome unknown open reading frame, human C21orf2. Gene Ontology annotation, molecular function: protein binding. The transcript has 7 exons. The record is from RefSeq and is a predicted model, not a curated record. Lineage: Eukaryota; Metazoa; Chordata; Mammalia; Afrosoricida; Chrysochloridae. The coding region runs from base 1 to 780 and encodes 259 amino acids. Gene Ontology annotation, biological process: cytoskeleton organization.